CAGUGCGACGCUGAGAACUAGCCGCUGCCUGUCCCACUACCGCAGCCUCGCAGUCUCGUGUCACACGGUCCCCGCACGCCCCGGCCGGCCGAGCUGCGGGUCCUCGCGGCGAUCACCAUGCAGCUGACGUGCCCCGCGCUCUGGGCCGCGACGCUGACCGCGCUGGCGCUGCUCCGAGGGCCGCCGGGGGCGCGGGCCGGCGCGGGCGCAGCGGGCGCGGGCCCUGUGGUGCGCUGCGAGCCUUGCGACGCGCGCGCGCUGGCCCAGUGCGCGCCCCCGCCCGCCUCGCCCGCGUGCGCCGAGUUGGUGCGCGAGCCGGGCUGCGGCUGCUGCCUGACGUGCGCGCUACUCGAGGGCCAGCCGUGCGGCGUCUAUACCGAGCGCUGCGGCGCCGGCCUUCGCUGUCAGCCGAAGCCGGGCGAGCUGCGCCCGCUGCAGGCGCUGCUGGACGGCCGCGGGCUCUGCGCCAACGCCAGCGCCGCCGGCCGCCUGCGCGCCUACCUGCUGCCCGCGCCGCUCGCUCCAGGAAACAGCAGCGAGUCGGAGGAAGACCCCAGUGUCGGGGACACGGGCAGCCUGGUGCCGCCAGAGACACACCGGGCGCCCGACUCCAAGUUCCACCCCAGCCACACCAAGAUGGACGUCAUCAAGAGAGGGCACGCCAAGGACAGCCAGCGCUACAAGGUCGACUACGAGACCCAGAGCACAGACACCCAGAACUUCUCCUCCGAGUCCAAGCGGGACACGGAAUACGGGCCCUGCCGCCGGGAAAUGGAGGAUAUACUGAACCACCUGAAGUUCCUGAACAUGCUGAGCCCCAGGGGUGUCCACAUCCCCAACUGCGACAAGAAGGGCUUCUACAAGAAGAAGCAGUGCCGCCCUUCCAAAGGCAGGAAGCGGGGCUUUUGCUGGUGUGUGGAUAAGUACGGGCAGCCCCUCCCAGGCCACGACGCGAAGGGUAAAGGGGACAUGCACUGCUACAGCGUGGAGAGCAAGUAGACACAGCACUUAAUGUGGAGCUCAAAUACGCCUACUUUGCACAAAAGACUGCCAACGACGUGAUCAGCAGCUGGCUACAGUCUCGAUUUGUAUUUCUUUCUGUAGAGAAUUUUUUUCUUUUUCUUAAAACCAAAGUUUAGAAAGAGAUGCGUGAAAUGCCUAGGGCUCUUUCUUCUAUGUGGUGAACUUGAGUGUUUUUCCACUUUGCAGUAGUCGAUGAAACAGUGUGAUUUUUUCCUGUCGCUUCCUUUAAAACUACUUGUAAACUCAAGCACAGCACGGCCAGGCCUGACGCCCUGCUCACUGACGCGGCGACCCCCACUUCGCGCCUUAGCAGCUGCACGCUUCAUCCCCUCUGUGACAUGAGCCCGGCCUCUCGAGGACAGGAAGCCCCGGCACUGUGAUGUCUGGACAUCCGACACGCCCCCUGGAGCGAGAGUCUGCGUCCCUUCACCCAGAAGAUAGCUCCAGCCUUCAGGUCGCCUGCCCCAUGUGGGAACUGGUAGAGGGAAUCGGCAGAGUCUUGCUUAUUAAAAGAAACAAA
Rhinolophus ferrumequinum (greater horseshoe bat) is the source of this 1543-nucleotide messenger RNA. It is a transcript of the gene IGFBP3, whose product is annotated as insulin like growth factor binding protein 3. Gene Ontology annotation, cellular component: extracellular region. Gene Ontology annotation, molecular function: insulin-like growth factor II binding; insulin-like growth factor I binding; fibronectin binding. The transcript is spliced from 5 exons. Gene Ontology annotation, biological process: regulation of insulin-like growth factor receptor signaling pathway. Bases 118 to 999 code for a protein of 293 amino acids. Lineage: Eukaryota; Metazoa; Chordata; Mammalia; Chiroptera; Rhinolophidae. The record is from RefSeq and is a predicted model, not a curated record.